Molecule: messenger RNA, 2099 nt
Organism: Hyla sarda
Lineage: Eukaryota; Metazoa; Chordata; Amphibia; Anura; Hylidae
Gene: LMF1
Product: lipase maturation factor 1
Exons: 11
Coding region: 13-1755 (580 amino acids)
Biological process (GO): protein maturation
Cellular component (GO): endoplasmic reticulum membrane
Source: RefSeq, a predicted model, not a curated record
GAUGAGUCACGCAUGCGCAGUGUGAGCUCCAAGAUGGCUGCGCCCAGCGGCACCGUGACAGCUGGAUACGGGGAAUCCGGACUGAGGAGAAGGAAAGGGAAAGAAAGUGCGACCGAGGGGGAGAAGACCCCGGGAGAGGAGGGCAAAGGCCGGCAUCGGGGGGACAUAGUGCCCGGGACAUACUGGCUGACUAGAAUAGUGCUGCUGAGGGCUACAGCGGCUAUAUACUUUGUGGCCUUCCUCGUGGCUUACCACCAAAACAAGCAGCUGAUCGGGGACCGGGGAUUGCUACCAUGCAAGCUGCAUCUAGAGAACAUCAAGAAAUAUUUUGGAGGCAAAAUUGGCAUGGACGCCAUCAGCCAUGCGCCCACCAUUCUUUGGGUGUUGGACUGGUCGAGCAUGGAUACCCAUCUGGAUAACAUCGCCCUGCUGGGCCUCGUGAUUUCAGCUUUUAUUGUGAUAACUGGAUGUGCCAACAUGAUCAUGAUGGGCAUACUGUGGAUUCUUUACCACUCCAUAGUGAGUGUGGGACAACUAUGGUACUCCUUUGGAUGGGAGUCUCAGCUACUAGAAACUGGAUUUCUGGGAAUCUUCCUGUGCCCGCUCUGGUCCCUGUCCCGUGUCCCUAAAGGCACCCCCCCAUCAGGCAUUGUUAUUUGGGCGCAUCGGUGGCUUAUCUUCAGGAUCAUGCUUGGAGCGGGUCUUAUUAAAAUCAGAGGAGACAAGUGCUGGAGAGACCUGACGUGUAUGAACUAUCACUACGAGACCCAGCCGGUGCCAAACCCUUUGGCCUACUUCAUGCACCGCAACCCCGUCUGGUUCCACCAGUGUGAGACCUUGGUCAAUCAUUUCAUCGAACUGGUCGUACCGUUCUUUAUAUUCAUGGGCAGACGCAUGUGUAUUGUCAACGGAGUGCUGCAAAUCCUCUUCCAGGUUCUUCUGAUCCUCAGUGGUAACCUCAGCUUCCUCAACUGGCUGACUAUCGUGCCAAGUAUCGCCUGUUUUGAUGAUGCCAGCCUCAGCUUCCUGUUCAGCUCCAAGGAUGGCUCCGCAAAACACCAAGUGUCCAAAAUACAGAAGCAGAUGGGUACUGGGGACCAGCCGACAAGAAGUUAUGGGUCCUACAUCCGCCAAGUGCUGCACAUAUCUCUGGGCAUCCUCAUUGCCUACCUCAGUGUCCCUGUGGUCCUGAACCUGGUGAACUCCAGACAGAUGAUGAACGCCUCCUUUAACCCUCUGCGGAUCGUCAACACGUACGGAGCCUUCGGCAGUGUCACCAAGGAGAGGACGGAGGUGAUCAUCCAGGGAACGUCCAGUCUGGAUCCCAAUGACCCCAAAGCUGUUUGGGAAGAAUAUGAGUUCAAAUGCAAACCAGGAAAUCUGACCCGCCGGCCCUGCACCAUAUCCCCGUAUCACUACCGCCUAGACUGGCUCAUGUGGUUCGCAGCUUUCCAGACCUAUGAACAAAAUGAAUGGAUAAUACAUCUUGCCGGAAAGUUACUAGCAAAUGACCCCACAGCAACUUCACUCAUGGCUUUCAACCCCUUCCAGGAGAAAGAGCCGCCCAGGUGGAUCAGGGGAGAGCACUUCCGAUACAAAUUCAGCCGCCUCUGGGGUAAACAUGCCUCCGAGGGCAAGUGGUGGAUACGGAAGAGGAUUGCGCCAUACUUCCCACCUCUCAAUCUUCAAGGUCUCAAGAAAUACUUCCAGUCCCGGUCUUGGCCUCUGCCGCCGCCACCGGGCGAGCACCAAUAAAGCGUGUAUAUUGAUUAUAGGGCAGCGUUAGGCCCCUCUAAGAGGAGUCUUAUGAAUGUAAAUCGCAUCCAAGCACCAACCUAGAUCAGGAGGGUUAUGUGCUGAAGUAUAGGACCAAUUCUAGGACUGUUACCUAAAUUAAUCAGGGCAAUUAUCUCACUACCAACUAUUGCUGGGGGCGCUGUUGCAUGGGAGUCUAUAGAAAAUGUAUCCAAAAAAAUGCACUGGCAAGAAAAGGUACUGCAAGUGAAUUUUUAAAUCAAGUCGAACAGUGGGUUUAGCCAAAAAAGCAUCAUAGUUCUAAAGUUUUCGUGUAGUUCUGGGUUAUUAAGAAAAAAAAUAAA